Molecule: messenger RNA, 2937 nt
Organism: Grosmannia clavigera kw1407
Lineage: Eukaryota; Fungi; Ascomycota; Sordariomycetes; Ophiostomatales; Ophiostomataceae
Product: eukaryotic translation initiation factor
Exons: 4
Coding region: 1-2937 (978 amino acids)
Molecular function (GO): RNA binding; protein binding
Source: RefSeq, a predicted model, not a curated record
AUGGAUCCUGGCCCAUCGCACAGUCGCCGUCCGUCUCAGGGCGGUUCGAAAGUGGGCGGACCUUCGGACGGUUCUCCUCAAAGCCGCCGUCCCUCUGUCAGCGGCUCUCAGCCUCCAUCCCCCGGGCCUGCCGCCCAAGGACAGUUCCCUCCGGGUCUUGGAUAUGACCCAGCACGGGCUCCUCUUGACGAGGCCAAGCGCAGGGCCAAGGAGAUGCCUUCACGCAUCGACCUGCCCGCAGAUGCGUACAGCCUGGCUAAAAUGCCGACACCGUAUGCUCGUCGCCCUGGAUACAACACCGUCGACAAGCCUGUGAAUCUUAGAAUCAACCAGUACCGCGUUGAACAGGCUGCGAACAUCAAGGUGUUCCAAUACGCAUUCACGGUCAAGCCAGAGCCGCUCAAGAAUGUUGUCUACAAGAAAUGCUGGUCCUCUCAUAGAUUUCAGCAGAAGUUGGAGAAAUACAGCAAGUCCUGGUUGUAUGAUGGGAGAAACCUCGUCUGGUCGAUCAAUGAUAUGAAAGAGCCCAUCCAAAUCGAAAUCGAUCUCGACGAGGAAAAGGGGCGAGUGCCUCGACCCGGAAAAGAGGACAAACAGUUCAUUAUCCUCAAGCAAACGAGCACGAUUUACCUCUCGUCUCUAAUUGCGUACCUUCGCGGUACAGCUAGCUGGGACACCCAUGUGCUCGAAUGCAUGAACUUUUUCGACCAUGCACUGCGUCAGAAGCCUAGCACAUACAUGACAGCCAUUCGACGGAACUUUUAUCACCCCAACGCGCCUCGCCGGGAUCUUGAUGGCGUAGUGUAUGCUGCCAAGGGCAUCUAUGCCGCAUUCCGACUGUCGGAGUCCAUCCGGACCGGCGGCUCCGGCCUUGGCAUCAAUGUUGAUGUUGCCAACACCACGUUCUGGCGAGAACAGACAUUGGACAAUCUUGUCAUGAAAUUCUUGAAUACAGCGGGAGAGAAGUGGCACGCCAGCAGCCAUCUGGAUGCCAUGAACCUCCUGAAGCCAGUUCAGUCCAAGUUCAACUUGAAGCUCAAAGAGGCUGCAAAGUCUGAUGCAUUCGUCAGCCUGCGCAAGCUGCACAAGCUUCGCUUCAAGGUAUUUCAUCGCGGCAAGACAAAUGAUGAGAAAACCUAUUCCAUCGCUCGCUUCGCCUGGGAUUCCAAAUACCAGUUUGAGGGCGCCACUGCCAGAAAUGUGACUUUCACCAACAACAAGACUGGAGAGACUCGAAGCAUUGCCGACCACUACUUGAAGCAGUAUGAUAUUCAUCUUCGCUACCCCAACUACCCGGUGGUCGAAACUCUUCGCGAUGGAGCCUUCCCUUUGGAAGUCUGUCAGAUCAUUCCCUGGCAGCGGUAUCCUUACAAGCUGACGCCCGCCCAAACAUCUGACAUGAUUCGAUUUGCUGUCACUCGCCCGGCCGAGCGUUCGAAGAGCAUUGCAGAGAAUGUGGCCAAGCUUGGAUGGGGAAGUGACGAAUAUCUUCGUGACUUUGGUAUUCGCGUCAAUCCCAGCAUGACUCAGGUUCAGGGCAGGCUGUUGCAGGCUCCCAGUGUGGCCUACAAAAACGGAGUUGCCAAACCAGGCACGACCGGCCGCUGGGACUUGCGCCAAAAGAUCUUGCACAUCAACAACAAAGAUCGCCCGCUGACCAACUGGGGUUUCGUCAUCGUUGACAACUGCGUCGACAUGGCUGCCGCGAGCAACUUUGUCCGUGUUUUCACAAAGACAUACAAGGAUCACGGUGGGUUGGUGACAAAGCCGCCGCAUAUGACCAGGUUUCCGAGAGACAAGCCUCUCGACGAGGUCUACUUCGAAGCGUACAACGCAACGGUGAAUGCGAAUGGCGGCCAGCAUCCGGUGAUGAUGUUUUUUGUUCUCCCAACCAAGAAUGCUUUCAGCUACUACCGUCUGAAGAAGAGUGGCGAAUGCCGCUUUGGAAUGGUCUCUCAGAUGGUCGGGUCUCAGCACGUUAUGAAAGCCCAGCCUCAGUACUGUUCCAAUGUCUGCAUGAAGGUGAACGCCAAGCUUGGAGGAACAACCUGUCGUAUUCCGAAAGAAGGGAACGCUACCCGUCCGGCUUUCUUUGAGGCCCCGACCAUGGUCAUUGGUGUUGACAUCUCUCAUGGUACCACGAACGUCAAGGGUGAGUUGGAGCCGUCGAUGGCGGCCAUGACUGUUUCCUGGGAUCGAGAUGCUGCCAAGUACGCCGCAUUUUGCCAGACCAAUGGCUUCCGCACGGAAAUUAUCAGCCCUCUCAAGAUGCAGGGCAUGUUCAACGAUGCUUUGACCAAGUGGCGCGAAGCUUUGAACUGUCGGAUGCCAGAGCAUGUCUACUACUUCCGCGACGGUGUAUCGGAGGGAGAGUUUGGCCAAGUCAUGGAUUUUGAGAUUGCCGAGAUCAGAAAGAUCUUCCGCGAGCGUUGUGGCCAGGUCCCUAAAUUCACCGUCAUCAUCGCUACCAAACGCCAUCACAUCCGUUUCUUCCCCGAAGGCAGCAGUGGAGAUCGCAAUGGCAAUCCGCUACCGGGAACCGUCGUUGAGAAGGAGGUCACACAUCCCUUCCACUAUGACUUCUAUCUCUGCUCUCAUGUUGCAAUUCAGGGUACGGCACGCCCCGUUCAUUACCACGUCAUUCACGACGAGAUCAAGCUGGAGCCGCACAAGCUGCAGAAGAUGAUCUAUCAACAAUGCUACCAAUACGCGCGGUCUACGACACCAGUCUCCCUGCACCCGGCUGUGUACUAUGCUCAUUUGGCUGGUGAUCGCGCUCGCUCGCACCAAGACAUCCAGUCCGAGAAGAAAGACCCUGUGCAUAUCCAGAAAAUGAUGAACAACUGGUCCGCAAAGAAUACGUCGAGCAACCAGACGCACCCGACGGGAGGGCGCCACCGCUUCUCCCUUUUGGCACGAGUAUCGCCGCAGACAUGA